AUUGUCAGGCAGGCGCGGCCGGCGGGCGGCGGGCGCUGGCUGCCCUGGCUGGGGCUCGCCCUGCUGCCGCUGGCCGUGCCCCCCGCCGCCGCCCCCGCCGCCUGCCCCUCCGCCUGCUACUGCGUGGCCACCCCGGAGCUGGUGCAGUGCCGCUACGAGAGGCUGGAGGAGCCCCCGCGGGAGCUGCCGGCCGCCGUCCAGAACCUCAGCAUCGCCGGCAGCAACCUGAGCGUCCUGUCCCGCGCCGCCUUCGCCGCCCGCCCGCUGCGCGACCUCCGCCUGCUCCGCCUGCGCCACGACAACAUCCACACCAUCGAGGACAUGGCCCUGCAGGGCCUGCCCGCCCUGCGCACCCUCGACCUGAGCCACAACCCGCUGCGCUCGGUGGCCGCCGGCGCCUUCGCCGGGGUGCCGCUGCUGCGCACGCUGCAGCUGAACCAGGCGCUGCUGGCGGCCCCGCUCGAGGAGCAGCUCGCCCUGGCCACGCGCAACCUCAGCCUGCGGCGCCUGGAGCUGGCGGGCAACGCGCUGCAGGCGCUGCCGGCCGCGCUGCUGCCGCCCGGCCUGGAGGAGCUGGACCUGCGCAACAACUCGCUGCAGCGGCUGGCGGCCGCCGAGCUGCGCAGCCUGGACGCGCCGGAGCUGCGGGGGCUGCGCCUCAGCCUGGGCUCCAACCCGCUGAGCUGCGACUGCGGCCUGCGGCCCUUCCUGGCCUGGCUGCGCGCCGCCGCCGCCCGCGUGCUCGACGCGCGGAGCCUGCGCUGCGCGGGGCCGCCCCUGAGGCUCCUGCGGCCCGAGGCGCUGGCCUGCGCCCGCGGCGACGGCGGCGAGCCCGGCGAGCUGGAGACCGCCUCCUACGUCUUCUUCGGCAUCGUCCUGGCGCUCAUCGGCGUCGUCUUCCUCAUGGUGCUCUACCUGAACCGCCGCGGCAUCAAGCGCUGGCUGCACAACCUGCGCGAGGCCUGCCGCGACCAGAUGGAGGGCUACCACUACCGCUACGAGCAGGACGCCGACCCGCGCUGCGCCGGCACCCCCGGCCUCUGACGGCGGCCCCGGCACCCGGCCCGGCCCCUGCGGCCUCGGCCCCUCGACGCCUCCGCGCCCGGCCCCGGCCCGCCCGUCCCCUUGCCGCGGCACCGCCGAAAAUCGGUCUGUGAGGACGAGCCGGCCUCGGGUGCGCCAGCGCGGGGUGACCCUCCCUGGAGGGCUCCGGACCGGCGCCCCUUGCCGCGCCCUCUCCGACCCGACGCGUUCCCGCAGGGCACCAGGCUGGACCGUUCCCCCGUCGCGGUGUGCCCAGGCGGGGAGCACGGCGGCUCGGCCCCGGAGCAUCGGGAAGCUCCCAGGGCCGGUCCCUCCGGCACACGGGAUGCGCGGCUCGGCCCUCGGGUGUUUGCUUGGCACAGCCCGGGAAAGCCACCGGCAGUACCUGAAACUGUCCUCCUGGACGUUCCUGGAGCCUCGACUUGACUUUGACCAUGUACAGCUCACUUUCCUAGUAGAUUUCUAUUUGACAGGCGCAAAGUUAAACUCGAUUUCUUUGUUUUUUCCCUUUUUGCUGCAAAGAGGAGAACACGUCCAGCUGCUCCCCCCGGGAGGCGACGUGCUUUCGCGAGCCCGUUUAUCCAUAAGGUUUUGUUCAAUGACAUUUCCAGCCCGUUCUAGGCACCAGGCGAUGCAGCUGUAGGAAACGCCUCCGCCGGCUGCGUGCAUGUUCCCGGGGGCAGCCCUUUGACUCUAGAAUGUAGCGUAGACCUGGCUGUCUCGGCACUUUGUCAUUUAAAACGAGCCAAGCAGAAGCGCCCGCCCUAAUUCCCCUGCCCGUGUUUGCUUUAGUGCCUGUUACUAUAUCCUAGAGCAAAUAUAUUGAAAGCUGCACCCAC
Onychostruthus taczanowskii (white-rumped snowfinch) is the source of this 1883-nucleotide messenger RNA. RefSeq names its product trophoblast glycoprotein like (gene TPBGL). The record is from RefSeq and is a predicted model, not a curated record. Gene Ontology annotation, cellular component: plasma membrane. Gene Ontology annotation, molecular function: protein binding. The transcript has a single exon. The annotation marks the transcript as partial. Lineage: Eukaryota; Metazoa; Chordata; Aves; Passeriformes; Passeridae. Gene Ontology annotation, biological process: negative regulation of canonical Wnt signaling pathway.